AUCUCUAUAACAAGUAAAUAAAGUAAUCACUUUUGACAGGUUGAUCUAAAUCCAGUUGUUUUUGUGAUUUUAGUUACCCCCGUCAGAAGACAUUAACUCAGGAAACAAUAAUGAGGCUGUACAAAGACUCACGUUUGCAAACAGAUCCAAACACCCAAUCAAAGAGAUGAAAUGUUACAGCAAAGCUUUACAUGAGCUGUUCAAAGCAGUUAAAUACCAUCCUGACCACUUCAGCAGUGACCGUAUUUCACUUGGAAGCAAUGAAGACCUCAGCGAGGACUCCAUAGCUGGACAAAUCCAGGACUCUCAGGGGCUGCUUACAGAAACAGAUGUGACCUUGCCCUCCUGUCUGGAUGGUAGCCCUGGGUCCCAGGAAACUGUGAGAAACAACAUGUUUCUGGGAGCUUACCAGCUCCCCGACUCAAGUCGCUCCUCUACCUUCGUGCUAGCAGAGGUUUAUCAGGAGAUGAUGACCAUCUAUGAACAGCUGAGGACUGAGAGACAAGGCCAGCAGCAUUGGGAGAGGGAGCUACAGGAGCGAGAGAGGAGGCUGAAGGAACAGGAGGAUGCUUUCAGGAAGAUGGCCAGUCUGGAGGAGAUGUUACACUCUCGCAUACUUGCUGUAAAGGAGAAACACCAGCAAGAGGUGAGCCAGCUGCAGGAACAACUGCGAGAGAGGAGCAAGGAGAACAAGAGGCUGAAGUCCAGCUUUGACGCCAUCAAGGACUUAAAUGACAACAUGAAGAAACAGUUGCAAGAGAUCAGUGAACAAAAUCAGAAGUUGGAGAGUCAGUCUAAGAGGGUGCAGGCUCGACUUGACAACCUUCAGAGGAAAUAUGAGCACAGCAUAGCACCAAGAGGAUGUCAGAAAGCAAAUGUGAAGAGCACAGAGUACAUGAAACCAUCCAGAAAGGAGAAAACUGCUGCCUCUGGAAAACCCAGCUACAAGGGCAGCUACGGUCACACAUCAACAAAGCUGCUUGCCCUUCUCCUGGACUGGGUACUUGACGGACAGACAUUCUCGUCAGCAGUGGGAAACAAAGGGAAAGGUGUCGACCGGUGUCUGCCUCCAGAGGUUGUGCUCAACGAGAGAUGCCUUAAGGGGCUGCCUUUAUUAGCAGAUCAGCUUCAUCACACUCCUCCAUUAGAAGCUGAACUCCUCCUCAACCUCCUGCGUCUCAUCCACUGGGCUUUGAGGCACAUGGACAGCAGUCCACUGCAUGUAGCACUGUCUGCCACUCUGCGGCGGAUAGGAGAGCAAGUGUCAAAGCCGCCAGGUCAGCUCACUGUGUCGGACUCUGACGAUCCAGACCUGCCCAAGUCCUGCAGUGGGACUGCAGCUGGACCGGACAGGGGUUGGCCCCUUUACCGCAGCCCCUGUCCCCACACACGCAUCCUCUCAGCCCUCAUCAUCCUCCGCACUGUAACACAAGCUGAUGUUCUGGCCCUGGCUCUGGACUCUCUCCACACAGAGCUGAUGUCUGAGGACAGUCGAGGCCUUUUCAUCCACUAUGAAGGAGUGUGUGUGCUGAUGUCCAUGCUUCGGGCUGGUCGUGGAGGUCUACACACACCUGUUGAUAUCCUGAUGGAGCUAACUCAACAGUCCUGCUACUUAAACCUCUUCCUGGAAGCAUGUAGCUGUGAGGAGUUUUUCCACACGACCUCCAAGAUUCUUAGGAACCCCCGUUUGGAGCUCCCGUCGCUGGAGAAGCUCUCCAUCCUUCUGCAAAAGCUAUCCAGCAUCAGGAAGAACCGUCGUCUGUUUGAACUUUCCUCCCUCCACCUUCAGAUACAAGAACUUUAUCACAACACCAACCACACUCACACCUUCCUCCGCCUGAACCUCAGGUCCAUCAUCUACAACCUUCAAUAACCCCAAGGGCUCUAAAAUGAAACAGGCUUCCCCUGCUUUGUAUUUCACUAACUCAUGAUUUGCCUUCUCUUUCAGCUGUGUGCAAAAUAUCAUCCCCAUAAUUCUGAUAGUACAGUACUUCAACGCUCCGUCCUGCUCUACCUCAAAUAACAUAUGCAAACUCACAUUCUUAAUUAUAUCGUGACAUGUUUUUGUAGUCCAUUUGUCUUUGUGUUUUGACUUUGUGACCUUCUUUGUGAAGACAAUCUGAUGCCUUGUCGUCCGUUCUUUCAAUGAUCAAACCUUUUCUUUUUUAUGUGUCAUUCCUGCCAGUGUUCUUAAUGGGUGUCUCAUGUGCACUGAGGAAGCGAGGUGACAGUCAAACUUUUGAAUGACAAUAAACAAAACUAUUCCAAGGUU
Labrus mixtus (cuckoo wrasse) is the source of this 2272-nucleotide messenger RNA. Its product is annotated as coiled-coil domain-containing protein 138-like. Lineage: Eukaryota; Metazoa; Chordata; Actinopteri; Labriformes; Labridae. The transcript has 14 exons. The record is from RefSeq and is a predicted model, not a curated record. The coding region runs from base 167 to 1873 and encodes 568 amino acids.